GUGGAAAAUUUUGGGUCCAAUUUCAGAUAUAUUCCAAACAUCGCAAUUUGAAUAUUGUUUAUCCCUUUGCUUUGAAAAUAUUGCGUUUAAAAACUCUCAUGGGAACAAAUACGACCAAGCCAUAUAAAAUACAGGAAGUUAAUGGCGUGGGACGGUUGGGUAUUACAGCUGUAGAUUUGAAAGAUCUAAAGAAGCAAGCUGCCAAGCGAUUGAAUAUUAUAUCCGAUGAUUUUGAGCCACAUUUAGAUGAUGGUACUAAAGUUUCCACAGAAGAGUAUUUUCAACGCUUACCGCCACAAACAUGCUUCACAUUUCGCGCUCCUUAUAAAGAAAAACUUGAAAUGGGUAGGUUUAAUUAAAGCUGCUGAGGUUUGAUGCAGGUAUGACGACCAAGCGUUGCAGCGCGAGGUGAACUGGAACUGGCAUUGUAUUUAAUAUUCAUUGUAUAUAACUGCAGACCAGUAAAUUUAUUAAGUAUUUAUAAAGCAAUUAUCUAUGUUAAAUUAAAAAUUGAACUGAAUUUUUUACAACUAGAUCUAUUUCUACACAUGUUUUCUCAAAAUUAAACUUGUUAAUUUUUUUCUGUGAAAGACUUUGUACAGCUCCAAAUACUCACCCAAAGAAUUUUCAAGAAACUUGCUGAAGGCCAAUGCAACAUAUCAGAAAAAGUGAAGCAGUUUUUGAGUGGAGAGAAUUCUGAAGUUGUGAACAGAGCAUUGCUAGAUUACAUCUCUUCACUUGAUGCAAAAAUACAGCUUGAAACUCGACAAGAAGAUAGUGAUUGGUUUAAUGGAUUGCCUGAGAAAUAUGAGACUAAAGAAGAUGUCAUGAAAGAUGGUGCCAAGACAAGGAUUAGAAAUUACUAUCAAAAAACAAGGGAAUAUGUGUUAGAACAGGUUAAGUAUUUGCAUUAAAAUGAUUUUAAAGCAUUUUGAGUAACAACAUAAAAUGAGUUAAAUGACUAGAGCUUCCUGAUUAAAAAUUUUAUUUGAAAUAUUUUCAGAGUUCUGGUCAACAUAUCCUUUCACUUUUGGAUGUUUUGCGUCAAGAGUUACGUUUAAAUGAUUACAAUGGUGAAUAUUUUGCUCGUUCUGCUAUUAAGAAAGAUGUUCAAAUCUGUGAUAAGCUUGGCUGGUUUAAGUGUGAAGGAAAAUUUGAUAAAAAAUUGUGUGCAGAAAGUCAUUCUAUCAAUCCAUAUGGAUCCAAAGAAGCUAGGAUUGUUUUUAGUACUUGGAAUCUAGAUCAUGUGUAAGUAUGUAAUUCUUGUUGAACUCAAUGCUAAUUGGUUGGGAACAAUUAAUAUAGGUUUCUAAAUGCAUGAUCAGCAGUGACUAUCAGGUUUGAAGUUAUUUGGAUUUAUUAACUUCAUCACAGAUUAAAACUCAUAUAUAGUUAUAUAAAAUACAAGAGUAGUACAUAAAAAAGGUAGCAAGGAUGCUGCAACAGUGGAUAGCCAAUGACUGUGGGCGCUUCAUACUGUGUUUAGUGACAGAAAAUUAGCAACAACACAUGAUAGGAGAUACCACACUACAUAAACAAUUACACUUCACACAGAUUGUUUUAAAAGGACAUGGAUGCGCAUUAUAUCCCAAGAUCCAAGUAGUUUGCGCAUUGCACACAGAAUUUAAAUAGUUGGUAGUAAUAAACACACACUAAAUUGAAAUUGAUCAUGAUACAGCAUUGCAAAUACCAACCUUGGAAGAAAUUACUCUCUAUAUAGUGUCUUUCAAAAUAUAACAUCUAUUUAUUCCAUAAUCUUCAGGACUUGCCUACAUUUUGAAGCACUUUCCUUUCUAUCAGAAAUUUCAAUUGUUAAACUGAUCUGUCUGUGAUGAUAGUGGCAUUAACAUUUUUCCAUCCUUGUAGCAUUGAAAAAUCCAGAGAAGUUUUACCAACGUUAGCUGAAGUAGCGAAAAAAUGUCCAAAAGGCAGUGAAGUAAACUGGCCAUAUUUUUAUGAUCUUUUGUUCACGAAGAAAAACUUGAAAUUGGUUCACGUUGCAUGUCAUGUGAAAGGAGUUCAUACUGGCAAGAAAUGUGAUAAAAGGCAGUUUUAUAAAGCAAAGAAAAAAGGGAAACCUCCUAAAGUUUCUACUCAAAGCAGACGGAAGUUGCGAAGUCGAUGAAAGGAGUUUUAGAAACAUGUAUAUUUUAGAGAAUUUUAAAAAUAAAUUAUUUUUACUUGGAAGAAAGAGACAAAUUAUAUUGUACAAACAAGAAUUAAACUAGGUUUACACAAAUCACAAUACGAAAGAAUAUUUACAUGCAGUAUCUGCAAUGCCAAUGGUGUAUAAUCUACCAUCAAGAAAAAAAAAUCUAAUCCACACUCAUCAAAUUAUUGUAUUAGAUUAUCCAGUUAAAUCUUUGUUAAAACAGCAUUUGAUGAACAGAAGUUCAGUUUUAACCUUUCCAUGUCAACGUCGGCUGUUUUAAUCAUCUUCAUCAGCUAUUACUUCCAUCGUGUUGUCC
Molecule: messenger RNA, 2468 nt
Organism: Paramuricea clavata
Lineage: Eukaryota; Metazoa; Cnidaria; Anthozoa; Malacalcyonacea; Plexauridae
Source: the annotation of a GenBank genome assembly